This is a messenger RNA of Symbiodinium natans, 1203 nucleotides long. Lineage: Eukaryota; Dinophyceae; Suessiales; Symbiodiniaceae. The record is from the annotation of a GenBank genome assembly.
AUGUCCAGGUCCCUGUUGGGGAGCGUGAAGAAGCCUGAGGUUACGCCCACCAUCUCGAUUGGCUUCUCGAUUGGAACAGGGCAGACUGACGUGGCCAGCUGGGACAUGGGCAUCGGCAUUUCUGGCUCGGUGCCACUUGUGCCGAUGCUGCCUGCCAAUGGCGGCACUGGCAUCUCAUACUCCAUGACGCUGGGGAUGAAGCCACCGGGCAGCUUGCCCUCCGGUUUCGGCCUGGGCUUCUCGGCAGCUCCCCCCGAUCCCUCUCUGGCGCAGGCCGGGGCCGGACAUCUGCACCCGGUCCAGGAGGCGGUGAACGGAGCGAUGGCGACCGCAGAUUCCUACGAGGAGCAGGUGCUGGCGGCCGUGGCCGCAGCGAGCUCAGGCUUCAAGCACAUGGAUGUGGGCCAUGCCGUGGAUACCCUGGGCGUGCAUCCGCAUGAAGCCCUGCGCCACGGCGCCUCCGCCUUGAAGAACUACGACACCGUUGCCGCCCUGGUGCAGCAGCAUGCGGAGGAGCAGCACGCAGGGUCGAAGUCCCUGAGCUCAGAGGAGCUGGAGGGGGCCCUUGACGUGAAUGCCAACAUUUACGUCAGCCUGUCCCUUUGCUUGACCUGCUCGAUUUGGGAGAAUGGGGAGGAUGCGAGCGAGGUGGCCUUCGGCGCAGGGGCCGGUCAGAACAUCGCAGCUCAAGCUCAGGCAAAUGCCCCCAUGCUCGAGGCCAACUGGCAGUCUUCCAUGAGGCGGCAGGGUUGGAGCAAAGCCCCUGGCAUCCUCACGGGCUUCUACCAGGGGCUUUGCAAUUCCUUGUCCUGCCUGUCAAAGGCCCGGUACGCGGAGUACCCCAAGGCUACGAUGGAUUGCUACAACGCAAACUGGGGUAGCUCCUUCAACAGCAAGGGUUGGAGCACUUGCCGCCACGGCUACUUCAUGACCGGCUUGUAUCGGUCGACGUGUAGCCAGCUCUCUUGCCUGGAUCAGGUGGAGUGCUGCCGCCCAGAAGGCGCCUCCCACGACUGGAAGCAGUGCAUCGAUGAGGACUGGGGUCUUAAGACAGGGCACUGGCUCAGCCGCUUGACCAGCUUUACCAAGCUGAUAGGCUGGAAGAAGUGCACUCCUGGCAAGGGCCUGGUGGGCUUGUACCGAGACUCGUCCAACAAGUGGUCCUCCGUCCAGUCGGCCAAGUGUUGCUACUUGCCAGCCUAG